Molecule: messenger RNA, 325 nt
Organism: Staurois parvus
Lineage: Eukaryota; Metazoa; Chordata; Amphibia; Anura; Ranidae
Source: the annotation of a GenBank genome assembly
UCCGGGGAGACCGGAUAUAGUGAAUGCAGGGUCCGGGGAGACCAGAUAUAGUGAAUGCAGGGUCCUGGGAAAGCAGAUAUAGUGAAUGCAGGGUCCGGGGAGACCAGAUAUAGUGAAUGCAGGGUCCGGGGGAGAACAGAUAUAGUAUAUGCAGGGUCCGGGGAGAUCAGAUAUAGUGAAUGCAGGGUCCGGGGAGACCAGAUAUAGUGAAUGCAGAGUCUGGGGUGACCAGAUAUAGGUCGGGGAGACCAGAUAUAGUGAAUGCAGGGUCCGGAGAGACCAGAUAUAGUGAAUGCAGGAGAUAUAGUGAAUGCAGGGCCCGAGG